Molecule: messenger RNA, 768 nt
Organism: Capsaspora owczarzaki ATCC 30864
Lineage: Eukaryota; Filasterea; Ministeriida; Capsasporidae
Product: electron transfer flavoprotein beta-subunit
Exons: 2
Coding region: 1-768 (255 amino acids)
Cellular component (GO): cytosol
Molecular function (GO): electron transfer activity
Source: RefSeq, a predicted model, not a curated record
AUGCGAGUGAUUGUCGGUGUCAAGCGCGUUGUCGACUUUGCCAUCAAGGCGCGUGUCAAGGCGGACAAGACUGGCGUUGUGACUGAGGGCGUCAAGCACUCGAUGAACCCCUUCGACGAGAUUGCUCUUGAGCAGGGCAUCCGCCUCAAGGAGAGCGGCGCCGUCAAGGAGGUCAUCGCCGUCAGCUGCGGCCCCACCGCUUGCCAGGAGACGCUCCGCACCGCCCUCGCGAUGGGCGCAGACCGUGCCAUCCACGUCCCCGUCGAAGGCGCAGCGUACGAGACCCUUCAGCCCCUGGCCGUCGCAAAGAUCUUCAAGAAGCUCGCUGAGGACAACCAGGCCAACCUCGUCCUCUUUGGCAAGCAGGCCAUCGACGACGAUGCCAACCAGACCGCCCAGCUCACCUCCGCCCUGCUCAACUGGCCCCAGGGUGCGUUCGCCGCCAAGCUCUCGGUCGAGGGCGGCUCCAAGGUCAAGGUCGUCCGCGAGAUUGACGGUGGCCUCGAGACCAUCGAGCUCAACCUCCCCGCCGUCGUCAGCGCCGACCUGCGUCUUGCCGAGCCCCGCUACGCCUCGCUCGCCAACAUCAUGAAGGCCAAGAAGAAGCCCCUCGACAAGAAGACCCCCGAGGAGCUCGGCGUCGACAUCAAGCCCCGCAUCAAGACCCUCUCCGUCGAGGAGCCCCCGGUCCGCAAGGCCGGCAUCAAGGUUGAGAACGUCGACGGCCUUUUGCAAAAGCUCCGAACGGAGGCUGGCGUCACCUUCUAA